UGUUGCAGUCUACACAUCAUUGUACGGAAAAGAAUGGCGUUUGCUGCACUUUCUGUUAUACUUUUCCUCUCCACUUUAAGCUACAGCCUGGCAUCUGAGCAACAGGAUGUCUAUGAGGAUCUCUGGAAUAUGAGUAUUGACAUUGCAAACAAGACUCUCUAUGUCGACUUCAUGCAACAAAUGCAAAGCAACAGCCUGCAGGCCGAACGCUACGUGAACUUUACCUUGCAGGACAUCAACUAUGUGCUAGAAGUUAGCAAUAUGCUAAAAAAAAUGAGCAAGAUGGUCAAAAAACCAGAUGACCUCAGAGAACUGAUAACAGGAAGAUACAAAAGUUACGUAAAGUUUUUGGACUUGCUAUUUCAACAAUAUUUCUUCAAGGGUACACCUUCUAUUAAACCAACACGAGUGAUGAAAACAUAUCUGUCAACUUACAAUAAGGCGAUGACGAAAGACCCUAUCUACUUUGCUGUGGCUCUUGUGCCCUGCGCCAGGCUUUGGGUGUGGCUGGCUAAAAAUCUGGACAUACCUACGACCAGUGUCUACUACACAUGGAAAGUAGACAAUAUGGGUGGGCAGCCUGAAAAGCAUUAUAAAGCUGUACUGAAUAAAUAUCUAAAUACACCUGAAAAAAUAAUCACUGCUAGGGCCCUGUUCCGCUUACAAAUGCAGAAUGAGUAUGACUUCUUUGCAACUUCUUAAACUGAUCACACUGAUAAUUUGUCAGGCUUCUACUUUUUUCCUUAUAAAGGUUUGUCCUUUAAACAGUCAAAUCUUGGCAUAAUUAGCCAUUAUUAAUUAUUGUCAUUGUCAACACAAUCAGUUCAAAAUGUAAUGUUUGAUUAAACAAUGUAUUUAUUAAAAGCAA
Messenger RNA from Silurus meridionalis, 868 nucleotides. RefSeq lists its product as uncharacterized. The record is from RefSeq and is a predicted model, not a curated record. The coding region runs from base 34 to 702 and encodes 222 amino acids. NCBI's taxonomy places the organism in Eukaryota, Metazoa, Chordata, Actinopteri, Siluriformes, Siluridae. Gene Ontology annotation, cellular component: cytosol. The transcript is spliced from 3 exons.